Messenger RNA from Vicia villosa (hairy vetch), 2980 nucleotides. Its product is annotated as putative pentatricopeptide repeat-containing protein At1g12700, mitochondrial. The record is from RefSeq and is a predicted model, not a curated record. The coding region runs from base 62 to 1699 and encodes 545 amino acids. The transcript has 2 exons. NCBI's taxonomy places the organism in Eukaryota, Viridiplantae, Streptophyta, Magnoliopsida, Fabales, Fabaceae. Gene Ontology annotation, molecular function: protein binding.
UUCUAUCAAUUUUAUAGCUUUCGGAGAAACCACGCGACACUGCAAAUCCCAGAGCUCAGAAAUGUCGAGGUUCGUCUCUUACUCCAGAACUUCCUUUCACUCACACUUUCCGUUUAGGGUUUUCUCUCACUCUCUACAUCGACUCAUUCCCAAUAAUAAUAUUAAUGUUGAUGAUGCCGUUUCCUCAUCCCAUCUCAUGCUAAAUAUGCGUUCUACUCCUUCCAUUGUUCAAUUUAACAAAAUUUUAGGGUUCCUUGUUAAGACUAAGAAUCAUUACACCACUGCCAUUUCCCUUUUUCACCAACUGGAACUCAAACAAAUUAAACCAACUAUUGUUACUUUAAACACUCUCAUCAAUUGUUAUUGCCACACUUGUCAGAUGGGUUUUGCCUUUUCCGUAUUAGCCAAGAUUCUCAAAAUUGGAAUUCACCCUGAUACCGUAACUUUGAAUACUCUUAUAAAAGGUUUGUGUCUUAACAGUAAGGUUCAUGAAGCUCUGCACUUUCAUGACCAUCUGAUUGCACAUGGGUUUCGGCUGGACCGAAUUACUUAUGGUACGUUAAUCAACGGGUUGUGUAAAAUGGGGGAAACUAGAGCCGCCAUGAAAAUGUUGAGACAAAUUGAUGGGAAGUUGGUCAAUGUCGAUGUGGUAAUGCACAACAUCAUAAUUGAUAGUUUGUGUAAAGAUAAAUUAGUAACCGAAGCCUAUGAGUUAUAUUCUGAAAUGAUUGCAAAGAAAAUUUCUCCCGAUGUUAUCACUUUCACUGCUCUUAUAUAUGGAUUUUGCAUUGUUGGUCAAGUGAGAGAAGCAAUUGACUCGUUCCAUGAAAUGGUAUCAAAAAGCAUCAACCCAAAUGAUUAUACUUUUAACAUAUUGGUUAAUGCACUUUGUAAGAAAGGAAAUGUGAAAGAAGCUAAGAAACUGUUAGCCGUGAUGACGAGAGAAGGUGUAACACCUGAUGUUGUUACAUACAAUUCAUUAAUCGAUGGGUAUUUCCUAGUUAAUGAAGUGAACAAGGCCAUAAAUAUAUUCCAUACUCUGGCUCGAAUGGGAGUGGCUCUUGAUGUUCAUUCUUAUAAUAUAAUGAUCAAUGGAUUAUGCAAGAGCAAAAUGGUGGAUGAGGCCAUCAAUAUCUUCAAAGAAAUGGGUAGCAAAAAUAUUAUUCCUAAUCUGAUGACUUACAAUCCCCUUAUUGAUGGCUUGUGCAAAUCAAGGAGAAUCUCCUAUGCUUGGGAGCUUGUUCUUGAGAUGCAAGAGAAUGGUCAACCAGCCGAUAUAUUCACUUAUAAUUCUUUAAUACAUGCUCUAUGCAAAAACCAUCAUGUUGACAAAGCUAUUGCAUUAGUCAAGAAAAUUAAAGACCUGGGCAUUCAACCUAAUAUGUGCACAUACAAUAUACUUCUAGAUGGACUAUGCAAAGGAGGACAACUUAAGAACGCACAAGAUGUUUUUAAGGAUCUUUUGAUUAAGGGUUAUAGUCUAGAUAUCCAAACGUAUAAUAUUAUGAUCAAUGGACUUUGUAGAGAGGGCUUGUUUGAUGAAGUAGAGUCCUUGUUCUCCAAAAUGGAAUACAGUGGUAUCAUUCCUGAUGCUAUAACUUAUGAAACUAUUAUCCGUGCUCUCUUUUAUAAAAAUGAGAAUGAAAAGGCAGAGAAACUUCUUCGUGAAAUGAUUACUAAAGGUCUACUUGUAAAGUAACUCUAGGUUCCUUACAGUCUGGAUGAUCUAAAUCAUAAUUUAUUCUCUCCUGAUUUGGACGUGAGAUCUUCUUCUUCCAAAUCAUACCCAAGAUCAUCAGGAUGAGAAUCCUGUUAAAGUCUAUUUUCUGGUUCUAUAGAUAUCUCUGUACUCAGUUGGACUGCUGGUAGGUGGCAAAUUAAAGAAACGACCAACAUCAUUCGAGGAUAUUUGAACAGCAUUUGAAUGUUCAUCAGUAUUUAGUUUUGAUUCAUAUGUACUAAGGACGAGGCUGUUGGAUUUUUAUUAAUGGCUUCUUUGAAUUUUAAGUUAUUUGUGCGAUGUGAGAGCUUUUGCCAAUGAAGAUUCAGAGACACAAGCCUAUGUACUCUUUGUUUUCUAUUAUUGAUUUGUUUCUUCCAUUAAUUCUAUCACACUCUCUGAAAUUAUGAAAUCUGUAUUUUACUCUAGAAUAUUUUCUAUCCCUAAGUAUAAACAAUGUGAAAAAUAUCUAGUUAAAGUCAAUUUCCUUUACACAAAAUAUGCAGGGCCUGAAGCUAGCAUUAGAUCACAUCAAGUAAACGAUUAUGCAGGUUUGUUAAAUAGCAGUUAUAAUGGUCCUAAAGUGUAGCAGAAUUUGAACAAUUGCUUCUGUUCUGUGAUAUUAUUUUGUACAAAGUGCUGUCAAAUAGUGACCAUGUCGCUGCUAUAGCAUUGUAGCGUAGCAGAGAUUGAAUAAACAGUUAUUUUCCUGGAUCGGUGAAAUAGAAAUACUGAUACUGAAAAGAAAUGGCCCAAAUUACCUAUGAUGGCGUGUGGUUUGUUACUGAACUUUCUGUGUUGAAGUUAUAGUAUUCGUCCCGCGUAAGUUGAGGUCGCAUAUUGUUUUAUGUCCUAGUUCUACUUGCUGGUAACAUUUUCUGAUGUUAUAUAUUUACUUUGAGAAAUGUGGUAAGACGUAGUUUGCAUACCGAAUAAUACAAUAAUAAUUAUUCUGAUUUAUGAAAUCUUUUGUUUGUUGUGUUUCCUCAUUCAUAUCCAAUGUGUGACACUACUGCUUUACAAGAUUUUACAGAUGAUUGUCAAGAAUUCUUGGCUUAAUACCUUUCUCAUUAUUAUUUCUUGUAUAUAUAGAGAUUACAGGGCUAUAGAGGUAAUUACACUAAAUAAUUACAUUUAAUCAAAACAAAUCAUUUUGUGAUUUGUUUCCCUUAUUCUAGGAACUAACCCUUAUUCUAAUAACAAAUCCUUAUUCCCACCCCCCCUCAAAUUGAUGCGGGUGGUCAAUGAGCAUCAAUUUGC